AUGGCCCAGGUUGCUCUUAGCUCCACGCUACCUCUCGCCUCUCCGCACCACGACCAACAGUAUCGCCAUCCCGGUCGAGCCAACAACGGGCUCGGCCCUAACGGCCUCAUGCACGCCUCGGCCUCGGCCUCCCUUCCUAGGGGUGCUGCUGAUGGUGCUUCGGGCUCUUACACUCUCGCCAAUCCCUCGGCACAACCACCAUCCACACCAUCCUCCCUCCGUCCACCAGAUCAAGAGAUGCCAACCACCGCUGCUUCUCUCAUGCGCGAAGGUCCCAGGGACUUUACCGUGAUCAAAGAUGUCGGCGACGGAUCUUUUGGUACAGUCUGCUUGGCCGACUGGAAGAGUCCAUUACCAAGCGGCACCAUGCUCUCACCCAUGCAACAUCCAACCACACGUCCCGAGUACAUAGGCAAGCGUCUCGUUGCCAUCAAAAAGAUGAAGAAGCCCUUCCCAAACUGGCAGGAAUGUAUGAAACUCAAGGAGCUCAAGUCGCUCCUCACAAUACCUCCGCAUCCCAAUAUCAUCCCGCUCUACGAUGCUUUCCUCAUGCCUACCACCAAGGAGCUUCACUUUGUCUUUGAGUGCAUGGAAGGCAACCUCUACCAGCUCACAAAGUCCAGAAAGGGUCGUCCGCUCGCCGCUGGAUUGGUAGCCUCCAUCUACGAACAGAUCGUCCUCGGUCUGGAACACAUACACAAGCAUGGCUACUUUCACCGUGAUAUGAAGCCAGAGAACUUGCUCAUCACCACCACUGGACUCGCCGACUAUCCCAACAUCCAGCCAGGUGCACCGCCAGACAAGGAUGUCCUCGUCAUUGUCAAGUUGGCCGACUUCGGUCUGGCUCGCGAGACUCUGAGCAAGCCUCCCUAUACCGAAUACGUAUCAACCCGUUGGUACCGUGCUCCCGAAGUUCUUUUGCGAUCCCGCGACUACAGCAAUCCCGUCGACAUGUGGGCAUUAGGUACCAUCCUCGCCGAGCUCGUCAAUCUCAAGCCGCUCUUCCCCGGUCACACUGAAGUCGACCAAGUACUUCAGAUCUGCGAGAUUCUCGGCGAUCCGAGUCACAGCUACGGCAAUGACUCGCGCUCCAGACGCAACGGUGGUGGACCCUGGGACAAAGGAAUUCGCAUGGCGAGAGCCGUCGGCUUCCAGUUCCCCAUCUGCAAGCCCGUCAAGUUCUCUCGUCUCUUUUCGGAUCGCGUCCCACAAAGUCUUAUCGAUUGCAUCGAGGACUUGCUACGCUAUGAUCCCAAGGCUCGACUCACUAGCAAAGACUGCGUCGAGCACGAAUACAUGAAGAAUGAAGCGCCGCGACUCCGACCGCCACAAGCGCGGCCUGUUGUCAGUGCAACCUCCCCAAGACGUCCACAAGGCGCCUUUGCUCCGAACAACGGCGCUUCACGGCCAAUCCCUCCAUCCCACUCUGGUUCGCUCUCACCGCAUGCCAAGCCGCCGUUCGGAGCUGCCGACUCCAACCUCAGACCGCUCGCAAUGCUGCGUCAAGCCGAUGGCUCAGCAGUGGUCAUGGUCAACGGCAGCCGUGUCGACACCAACGCCUCCGGCAAUGCCACUAACAGCCCCGCUGCCGCAAACAUGCACGCUUCAACCGCAUCUCCUAUGCAAGUGGAUGGAGCCGAAGUGCACUGGUCUCCUCCGGUGUCCUCGAUGAACCGCCAAGUGUCUCUCUCAGGGUACCCCGCUUUCCCCGAUUCUGCCUCCGUCUACGCGCAAAGCAGCUCCGCUCACCACGAUGGGCCCUCUUCUGGUGCACCAUCAUCCGACGCCACUGUGGUCCUCGGCAAUGCAUCUAUGGUGCCCUCCAACGUCCAGCCAACCGAAGCGACGCUUAAACACACCGAUUAUCGUCAUGGUCAAGCUUUGCAAGCGCAUCAGUACGAGCAGUAUCAGCGCCAGUAUCGACAAGAGGCAGGUCAAGUGCAAAGGGGCGGGUAUGAAGAUCAGGCCGCCGCCGCAGCAGCGUACGACCGCGAACAAGCUGCUCGUUCUGGCGCUUUCGUGCCAUAUGGUGCUCCCUACCCUGGCGCCGGCUCAUCUGGCGAUCUCUCGCAGAAGAAUGACUCGAACGCCAGCAACGAGACCAUUGGCUCGCGCGACAAGGAGCGACGAAGAAGCAAAGCAUGGGGUCUCAACAUUUCUUCCGUCUUUGGUGGUAGCGGCAGCAAUGGCAGCGGCGGAGGUGCUGGUGGCGCAGGACCCAGCGCAACACAUCAUUACGCCGUCGCAAACGCCGCCGCUGUCCGUAUGCCGCCCAACGGCAUAGCCGCGAAUGGAUCUACGCAAGAGCUGCGGACCUCUAUGGAGCCAACUCCCGCUCAGAGAAUUGCUGCUGAGCAUGCCAACACUCCUGGUCAGCCCAACAGUGCGCCAGUCAAGCAGCUCGACCCGAAGAAGGCCAAGAAGGAAGCCGAGAAAGCGGCGAGAGAAGCUGAAAAGGCAAGGCGUGAGGCGCAACAAAAGGCCGCUCGUGAUCGCGCACGUGCGGUCAUGCAGAAGCGUAACCAGCUUCUGGCUUCUUCCAACAGCAAGGAUCCAGUCGAGUGGCUUGCAGGCACGAUCCAAGCAGAGGAGCCCUACCGAAAUGGACCCAGUGAAAAGGCGAGAGGCAAACAACCUGCAGGGCCCGGCUCGCAGCUGUCGCCUUCCAUGCCCAGCUUCCCCUCGGGCGAAUUCCCGAGAUCGCCUCUUCAGCAGCCUAUUCACGCUUUGGGCCCAGACUACGGCAUGGCUGCCAACGCAGCCAUCACGGGUCCUAUGGCGUGGCGAGGUGUCGGAGCUCGUGGAUACACUCGCAGCAACAAGGCACGUAGGCGCGAGCAUGACGACGAUCACUCGAUGUCAAGUUUCGAGGAUGCCAUCGAUCCUCGCAGGGCCUCGAUGCAAUCCUACCAGACCGGUGACAGUGAUCCCGGGCCAGGUACAGGAUCAGGUCAACACCUGCCGCAAGGACACCACAUUCAGCGGGCCAGCUCGUCCUCUUCCCUAGCUUCAGCUCCGUCUCUGUUGGACCAGCGCCGCUUUGCUCCAUCGCUCGAGUCGCAUCGCAGCUCCCAAGAGACACGUUCCAUCAGUUCUUUGGACCAUCAGCUCAUCACCAACAUGGAGAACAUGACGGCUGCAGAAGCAAGGACACGCACGCCUGGCAAUGUCUCGCCAAGUCCAGCUCAUCUUGUUGGUGCCCGUCAGUCACUGAGUCGCCAGAGCCGUGCCAACAGCCGUGCCUCGUCUGCUUCGGCACAUCGACAAGGUUCAGCUUCGCCUUUGCACCACGCUAGUGGUAUCCCACGCUUCCACCCGUACUCGCACGGUGGGCCUGUAACGCCAUCGACUGGCUAUCACCCUAAUUACCAGCUCCCACCGCUGCACCAAAGUCUGCAUCAAGGCGGCGCGCCUGAUCGAGGUGACGGAUCGGUCCCUCCAAGCUUCCACCCCAACGCUGGUCAUGCUCAGCAACACGCGCACCAGCAUCAUAUCAACCCUAUCUUCCAUGUGCCUUCUGGCAACAUGGGCCAUGGCACUACACUGCCGCCCUUCUCAUCGAUCGCAGCUUCCAUCGAUGCACCUGCCAUCGAUGGCAAGGCCACGCAGAUGAUGUACGCGCAAACGCGCCCUUCUGGGCCGUUGUCGCAGGGUUGA
Ustilago hordei is the source of this 3657-nucleotide messenger RNA. RefSeq names its product putative cdk-related kinase 1. Lineage: Eukaryota; Fungi; Basidiomycota; Ustilaginomycetes; Ustilaginales; Ustilaginaceae. Bases 1 to 3657 code for a protein of 1218 amino acids. Gene Ontology annotation, molecular function: protein serine/threonine kinase activity; ATP binding. Gene Ontology annotation, biological process: intracellular signal transduction; protein phosphorylation. Gene Ontology annotation, cellular component: cytoplasm; nucleus. The transcript has a single exon. The record is from RefSeq and is a predicted model, not a curated record.